UAGGCCCAUUUACAUCAUCGAAAUUUUCUUUACAAGUCUAAUAAAAAUGGAGAUGAGAGCAAUCGAAGAUAUCGGCAUAGGCCAAGACCUCACUCCGCCCCUCCGCCCCCUCGCCGCCGUCCUACACGACGCCGCCUUCGGCACCCGCUGCUCCGCCUGCUUCACCGUCCUCCCUCCGCAGCCAUUUCCUCCUUCUGCCCUCAACUUUCCCGGUUAUGUCCCAACCGACACUCGCGCCACUCCUCUCUACUGUUCCCUCGCCUGCUCCGCUGCCGAUUCCCCCUUGCAUUUCUCCUCCUUCGAGCACCGCCUCAUCGCCCACUUCGCCACCUCUCCUCCCUCCACGUGGCAAAGCUCCACCGAGCUCCGCCUCUCCCUCCGCCUCGCCCACGUUUUCCAGAACCUUCCGCGUUACAUGUCGUUUCUUGGAGAGAAUGAGAAACCCGGAGGCUGUUUGGAGAGAAUGGCCGGAUUGAUGACCAAUCGCGAAAAAUUUGUAUUCGAUGAGAUCAAGAAAGCCCUAAUUGCCAGAGAUAAUAAGAGUUCUGGAAAAGUUAAGAGGAUUACAGAGGGUGCGAGGAUGAUGGCUUGGGCGAGAGGCAAAGAUGUAAGUUCGGGACGGUUUGCAUUUGAAGAGGCUGUGUUGUGUUUGGUGAUGACGAAUGCAGUGGAGGUUCAAGAAAUGACUGGGUUUUGCAUAGGAAUUGCUGUUUAUGAUGCUACAUUUUCUUGGAUCAAUCACAGCUGCUCUCCCAAUUGUUGCUACUGGUUUCUGAUGGGGCCGGGAGAGGAUGAGCAGCCGCCUCUGAGGAUUGCUCCGGCCUCGAAAGAUGGUAGAAAUGUCAGUGGUUUAGUAAUGGGAGGAGGAAUUUCAGAUAGAAAUGGUUAUGGCCCAAGACUUGUAGUUCGAAGUAUAGAUGCUGUUAGCAAAGGUGAAGAGGUUACUAUUGGAUACUUGGAUUUGGUGCAACCUAAGGAAAUGAGACAGGCGGAGCUGUGGUUCAAGUAUCGGUUCAGCUGUAGCUGUAAGCGAUGUGGUGCAGUGCCUACAAGUUACGUGGAUCACGCUCUGCGAGCACUCCGUACUGACAAUCCCAAGAAUCCAGAACACUCACCCGACGAAAUAGAGAAGCUGGUGCAAAACUUGGUGGCUGCCAUUUCUGGCUACCUAGUAACUGGUGACGCAAAAUCAUGCUGUCGGGAUCUUGAAUUCUUGCUCUAUGACGAGUCCGUAGAAUUACCUAGGAGAGUGAAGCUGCAUCCUUUCAAUCAUCUUUCUAUCAAUGCUUGUCUCUCCUUGGCUUCUGCUUAUAGAGUUCGAGCAAGUGAUUUAUUGGCUCUCAAUCUGGAACUCGAAGGGAAUCACAAACUGGAAGCUCUCAACAUGCACAAGACAAGUUGUGCAUAUUACUUGUUGGUGGCUGGGAUUGUGAACCAUUUUUACGCGUAUGAACCGAGCAGUGUGGUGGGUGCAGCAAAUCUGUGGAUUGAAGCAGGGGCGUCGCUGCUGAAUCUUGCUGGAAACUUUUUGUGGGAUGAUGAUUUACAAGUAGAAUCGUUGUUCUUGGUUCUGGAAUGUGAUGGUUGCCGUGACGUGCAUAAAUUUGAGCGGUGUCAAAAGAGGCAGUUGGAUAAGUGCAGUGCCAAGAUAGCCUCAAACGUUUGGUGCUUUCUUGCUACUGAGAGUAAUUUCUUGAAGUUUAUUGAGAACCCGAUCGAUUUUAGGUGGCUCAAAUCUCGAGCAGCUUCGGAGGUUUCGGAUGCUGAUUCUGGCUUGCAGGUUGAGAAAUGCAUACAUCAUCAUGAAAUCAAGAUGGAUCUCCUUUUGCUCAGCACCCACUGUUCCAGGUAUGCUGCAAUCUUGUCAUCCAUCUGUCACGGUUUGCCCACCAACUUUCGUAGAUAUCAACAUUGAUUCUUUUUCACAAACAUGCUUCAUUGUUUCUUUCAUAUGAAUGACAGUCGCCCACUCUGGGCCUUAAAUAUUGGGCCCUAAUAUUUGCAUCUUGCGCCAA
This is a messenger RNA of Salvia miltiorrhiza (redroot sage), 2015 nucleotides long. RefSeq names its product protein SET DOMAIN GROUP 41-like. Bases 47 to 1915 code for a protein of 622 amino acids. NCBI's taxonomy places the organism in Eukaryota, Viridiplantae, Streptophyta, Magnoliopsida, Lamiales, Lamiaceae. Gene Ontology annotation, molecular function: protein binding. The transcript is spliced from 4 exons. The record is from RefSeq and is a predicted model, not a curated record.